This is a messenger RNA of Antechinus flavipes (yellow-footed antechinus), 948 nucleotides long. RefSeq names its product olfactory receptor 1013-like. Lineage: Eukaryota; Metazoa; Chordata; Mammalia; Dasyuromorphia; Dasyuridae. The transcript has a single exon. Gene Ontology annotation, biological process: sensory perception of smell; G protein-coupled receptor signaling pathway. Bases 1 to 948 code for a protein of 315 amino acids. Gene Ontology annotation, molecular function: olfactory receptor activity; G protein-coupled receptor activity; odorant binding. Gene Ontology annotation, cellular component: membrane. The record is from RefSeq and is a predicted model, not a curated record.
AUGAAAUACUCUAGAGGCAUGGAGAAAGGGAACCACACUGUAACUGAAUUUAUCCUUCUUGGUUUCACCCAGGAUCCUGUGAUUCAACUCAUGUUAUUUGUACUUUUUCUCAUUGUAUAUUCUAUGACACUGAUGGGGAAUAUUACUUUGAUAGUAUUAAUCUAUACUGACUCCCGGCUGCAUACUCCCAUGUAUUACUUCAUUGGGAAUCUGUCUUUUCUGGACCUCUGGUAUUCCUCUGUUUAUACCCCUAAAAUCAUGGUGACCUGUAUCUCCGAAGACAAACUCAUCUCCUUUGCUGGAUGUUUGGCUCAGUUCUUUUUCUCAGCAGGCCUGGGAUAUAGUGAGUGCUACCUGUUGGCUGCCAUGGCAUAUGACCGCUACGUAGCCAUCUCCAACCCACUGCUCUAUGCUCAGGCCAUGUCUAAAUGGUUAUGCAUGUGUCUGGUUGCCAUUUCCUACAUUGGUGGUUUUAUUAAUGCUACCAUACUUACUAGCAAUACAUUUACUCUGAGUUUCUGUGGGGAUAAUGUCAUUGAUGAUUUCUUCUGUGAUGUUCCACCUUUGAUAAAACUGACAUGUGAUGUGAAGGACAGUUACCAGGAGGUACUGUAUUUCCUCUUGGCUUCCAAUGUUAUCACUCCUAUUGUACUAAUAUUUGCCUCCUAUCUCUUCAUCAUUGCUUCCAUCUUGAGAAUUCGCUCUACACAGAACCGACUGAAAGCCUUUUCUACAUGUUCCUCUCACUUGAUUUCUGUUACCUUAUACUUUGGCUCUGUUCUCUACAUUUAUUCUCGUCCAAGUUCCAGCUAUUCCCUGGAGCGGGAUAAAAUUGUCUCGACAUUUUACACAGUGCUCUUCCCCAUGUUGAACCCCAUGAUCUAUAGCCUGAGGAACAAGGAUGUAAAAGAAGCCCUGAAGAAACUCUGCAAAAUUACAGCUUCCUGA